GGUAAAAGUCGCCCUCUUUGGGGUGGCUGUGGGCCCAGCAUGGAUCACUUAGGGGCGCACCACCUCCACCAGAGCCACGCCGAGCCCAUCAGCUUCGGCAUCGACCAGAUCCUCAACAACCCGGACCAAGGCAGCUGCAUGAUCUCCAACGCGCGCCUGCAGGACGUGGCGGACUACGGCCUGGGAGGAUGCGUGGUGAGCAGCGCGUACAACCCCAUGGCCGGCCACUACGGCUCGGCCACCGGCGGCGGAGGCGGCGGAGGCGCAGGAGGAGGAGGGUCGUCCUCCGCCGGAGGUUACAGCAACGGCGGGGCUUGCAGCAUGGCUUCUCUGGCGGGGUCUUACAACAUGAACCUGGGGGUCGGGACCAUGAACGGAAAUAACCUCAACGCGGCCGGGGGCGUGAUCCGGGUGCCGGCGCACAGACCCCUGACCGGAGGCGUCCACCAGCCUCUCUCCACGGCCGUGCCCACCGUCCCGUCCGUGAACAAUCUCACGGGGCUGACUUUCCCCUGGAUGGAGAGCAACAGGCGCUACACCAAGGACAGGUUCACAGUGGCCCUCUCACCGUUCACUGUAACACGCCGUAUAGGUCACCCCUACCAGAACCGGACGCCCCCCAAGAAGAAGAAGCCCCGCACCUCCUUCACCCGCCUGCAGAUCUGCGAGCUGGAGAAGCGCUUCCACCGGCAGAAGUACCUGGCCUCGGCCGAGAGGGCGGCUCUGGCCAAGGCACUGAAAAUGACCGACGCGCAAGUCAAGACCUGGUUCCAGAACAGGAGGACAAAGUGGAGGCGACAAACUGCAGAGGAGCGGGAAGCGGAGAGGCAGCAAGCCAAUCGCAUCCUCAUGCAGCUCCAGCAAGAGGCCUUUCAGAAAACCAUCAACCAGCCCCUCCAAGCAGACCCCAUCUGUGUUCACAACUCCUCUCUCUUUGCCCUCCAGAACCUCCAGCCAUGGUCAGAUGACUCCUCGAAGAUUACCAGCGUAACUUCUGUAGCCUCGGCCUGUGAGUGAAGCCUUGACUUUGCCUGUGCAUGGACUGUGGCGUCCCAAAAUGGCUGCCCUUACCCAAUGCCAUUGGGAGAAGAUCUAUGACCCAGAAAAGGGAGUGGUGAACCAGCAACCAGAUCGUGCCCUAUGCAAGCAAAUACUCUUUUAGUGGGCAAAAUGUUGGCAGUAUUUCAAUAAAGGGCAUCGCUUUUGCUACUUCUUCUUUGAGAUUGCAAGGCCCGAUUAUGAAAAUUCAUGAAGGGUCAUUUAAAGACUUUUCUGGGGAGAAAAGAACCUUACUGUUGUUCUUUUUUUAAAAAAUAUUUCCAAGAGAAACCACUCAUAUAAUUCAGUUUUACUGGCAAUGUAGGAUUUGUUCUCCCAUUUAAACAUUUUAGACUGAUCACUUGUAAGCAAAAUAAUGACACCAGUUUGAAUUGGAAAUGUUUUUGAACAGCCUCUGCAUCUUCAGCUAGGGUUUUUUGUUUUUGUUUUUUUGCCUCUAAAGACAGUAAGAUCCUGCAGAUGAACAAGAACCUCCCUCUUUUCUUUUUCUUUUUAAUUUUCAGAGAUGAAUUCUUUGGGCUUCUCUCCUUUUCCUUAUUUUCUCCCUGCUGAAGGAAUGAAACCGGAAUUAUUGUUGAAUGUAAACAUUACAUUGCAAACCAUUGUGUGAAGGUUGUGAUCAGUUUUCCUGGCUACCACAGACUCUGCAUUGAUCAACUUAUAGUUUAAUAACUCUGAGGCAUCUGUGGCAUUUUUGCAGGGCUAAUGCAGUUUCACUUGAUGGAUUAUUUUGGUAUCGUUUAUGAUGUUGUUCAAUAUUUUAUUUACUUUUGGGUUGAGAAGUCUGCUUUGCCAUGGGUGGAAAAGCCCUCUUUUCCCAUUUCCUGACCAGCAUUUCACAAUUUUCUUUUCAUCACGUUGAGGAAAAGCUUGUGAUUAAUUUAAGCACUUCUUAUAGCAAACUCCAAGAAUAUAGAAAAGAUAUCUACAGCAUAUAGUUUUCACUUACUUUAACCUAACCAUCACUGCCAUUUUAAAUCGGAUGAUACACAGAGCCAGGCAAUUUAUCAGAAAAGAAUAUUUUCAGUGAGGUUUUGAAAUGCAUUCAUCAGUUCCCUUUUUUAUUAUUAAGUUAUGCACUUAUAAGAUGGUUUCUUUUUUUGUGUACUCAUUUUCUAAAGUGUUUGUGUAAUUUAUGUGGAAAAAAAUUGAAUAAAAAGGGGGAAAAAAUCA
Molecule: messenger RNA, 2232 nt
Organism: Podarcis raffonei (Aeolian wall lizard)
Lineage: Eukaryota; Metazoa; Chordata; Lepidosauria; Squamata; Lacertidae
Gene: TLX1
Product: T cell leukemia homeobox 1
Exons: 3
Coding region: 40-1017 (325 amino acids)
Biological process (GO): animal organ development; regulation of transcription by RNA polymerase II
Cellular component (GO): nucleus
Molecular function (GO): DNA-binding transcription factor activity, RNA polymerase II-specific; RNA polymerase II cis-regulatory region sequence-specific DNA binding
Source: RefSeq, a predicted model, not a curated record